CACCCACUACUGCCAACCAUAGACGAAUAUUCCACGUUGGACGCUGAACGUUGAACCGCACCGAGAGGCAAAGCCAUAGCAACCAUGGCAAGCUCAGAAGGCGCUAACAAUAGCUAUGUCUUCUUCGACGUCACCAUCGGCAACGAGCCUGCCGGCCGCAUCGUCUUCAAGCUAUACGACGAUGUCGUGCCCAAGACUGCUGAGAACUUCCGCUCCCUAUGCACCGGCGAGAAGGGCGUCGGCAAGGCCGGCAAGCCCCUGACCUACAAGGGCAGUCUGUUCCACCGCGUCAUCAAGCAGUUUAUGGUCCAGGGAGGCGACUUCACCAACGGCGACGGCACCGGCGGCGAGAGCAUCUACGGCGCCAAGUUUGACGACGAGAACUUCCAGCUCAAGCAUGACCGUCCUUUCCUGUUGAGCAUGGCCAACGCUGGUCCCGGUACGAACGGGUCCCAAUUCUUCAUCACCACCGUCCCGACCCCCCACCUCGACGGGAAGCACGUGGUCUUCGGCGAGGUCAAGUCCGGCAAGUCUGUCGUGCGCCAGAUCGAGAACCUACGCACGCAGAAUGAUAAGCCCGUCAAAGACGCCGUCAUCGCCGACUGCGGCCAGCUGACUGCCGAUGCCGCCAAGGCUGCUUCGUCCGAGGUUAAGGCCCCCGACGCCCUUGGCGACAUCUACGAGGAUUUCCCCGAAGAUGAUCCCGAGCAGCCCUUGACCGCCCCCCGUGUCCUCCGCAUCGCUCAGGACUGCAAGGACUUCGGUAACCGCGCUUUCAAGGAGGGCAGCCUGCCCACCGGCCUGGACAAGUACCAGAAGGGAUUGCGCUACCUUAACGAGGAGCCCGAGGUCAAGGACGAAGACCCUGCCGACACCCGCCAGAAGCUCGAUGCCCUACGCUUCACUCUCAAUUGCAACUCAGCCCUGCUUAACCUUAAGCUCGAGGCCUGGGCCGAAGCCGAGCGUCACGCUAGCGCUGCUCUCGCUGUCUCGGGCGUCUCGGACGCCGAGAAGGGCAAGGCGUUGUAUCGUCGCGGCGUUGCCCUCAUAAAGCUCAAGGAUGAGGACUCAGCUGUCCAGUCCCUCGAGGAGGCCCACAAGCUGGUCCCCGGCGACGCCGCCAUCACGAAGGAACUCGACGUCGUUAAGAAGCAGGCCGCUGCCCGUCUUGCCAAGGAGAAAGCUGUCUAUAAGAAGUUCUUCUCGUGAUCUCCCUCCGUGGUUAGAGAAAGCGACAGGGUAGGAGGGCAGAAUAGAUGGGAUAAACGACUUGGCGUAUCGAAGGACAGUUUGAAAAAUAAAUAAAAAAAGAAUGAGGGGCCAGGCGAAUGGAGGGUUGGGCAUAACGAUUCAGUCUGGCACACCGAUCAUCUUCGUACCCAGUUGCGGAUUUUGGUUCCGAGUGAACAAUGCGAUAGCGUGGCUCUGGACUUGACGAGAAUUACGAUACACAGACGAAGAGAAGCUCAACAAAGUAAAAUAAAUGUAAUAGUUCUAGCUGGUUAGCUGGGGAACGUAGAGAGGUAGCCGUGACGAGAAGGUUCAGGGCUCGACACCGAUAGACCUCUCGAGGGAGACUUAAAACCAUAACCGCCCUUUUUGACUCGCCCACUGACGCGCGGCUCUUUUCGUAGGGAGGGCAGAGGAUAAAACUGGACAAUAACGACGGUGAUUAGUCAUAGACGCUCGCCUUGUCCUUCCUC
Molecule: messenger RNA, 1703 nt
Organism: Durotheca rogersii
Lineage: Eukaryota; Fungi; Ascomycota; Sordariomycetes; Xylariales; Xylariaceae
Product: cyclophilin-like domain-containing protein
Exons: 2
Coding region: 85-1209 (374 amino acids)
Biological process (GO): protein folding; protein peptidyl-prolyl isomerization
Cellular component (GO): intracellular membrane-bounded organelle
Molecular function (GO): protein binding; peptidyl-prolyl cis-trans isomerase activity
Source: RefSeq, a predicted model, not a curated record